AUGUGGUGGCUCCUAGUGUUACUGGUGACAUGUUUGUACUUCUAUUCUCGAAACCGUUUAAAAUACUUUUCAUCCAGAGGAGUUCGUACUUUACCGCCAAUUCCGUUAUUCGGGAAUUUGACAGCUGUCACUUUUGGGCGGGAAAAUUUCGUGGAGGCUAUAGCAGCUGGAUAUAAUGCAUUCAAAGAUCAAAGGUACUUUGGACUGUACCAAUACCUGGUACCGACUUUAAUACCUCGAGAUCCAGAACUUAUUCGACGAAUCAUGGUGCGUGACUUCAACUCGUUCUCAGACAGAGGUGUGCACAUCGACGCUGAUUGCGACCCACUCUUCGGACGCAAUCUCAUUAUGUUGACAGGUUCAAAAUGGCGUUCUAUGCGAGUAUCAUUGAGUCCGGCUUUCUCAGCUGCACGUUGUCGUGGUAUGGCACCGCUGAUGGCGGAUAGCGCAUCCGCCGUUGUUAACUUUAUUACGGAAACUGUAAAAGGCAAACAAGCUAUGGACCUGAAUACUAUAACCAUGUCAUACGUGAAUGACGUCAUUGCAUCGUGUGCCUUUGGCUUCGCCGUGAACUCUUUCACAGAGCCUGACAACAUCAUAUACAGGUUGGGAAAGAAAGCAGUCAUACAGGACACCAAUCAGGUCAUGAAGUUCUUCGGUUACGAGAAUAUGAAGAGUAUCAUGAAGCUGCUACAAGUUAAGAUCAUCCCGACGGAAGACGCGGACCAAUUCUCUCGACUAUUUAAAUCGGCUUUGAAGGCGAGACGAGAAAAGCUGGUACCGCCGAGACCUGAUUUUAUUCAGACACUCGUAGAUGCCACCGAAGAACUCUCAGACGACGAUCUCGUAGCACAGGCAGUAUUAUUUUACAUAGCUGGGUACGACACAACCGCUAACCUAAUAUACUACUUCCUCUACGAAAUGGCAGUAAACCCUCACCUCCAAGAGAAGCUGUACGACGAAUUAAAUAGCUUACCACCUGAUGAAGAAAUUAAGGAUCUGUAUGAAGUCGUUACACAGUUGGAGUAUUUGGAGAUGUGUGUAAAUGAGGUGCUGCGGCUAUGGCCUUUGGUCGGAUCAGCGGACAGACGCUCUGUAGCUCCCUAUGAUUUUGGACCAACAUACCCUGGCAGCAAGGAUCGACUUGUUGCCCCAGCUGGUAUACACGUAUGGUUGCCAAUAUACUCCAUCCACCGUGAUGCUACCUACUGGCCCGAACCUAAUAUAUUCGAGCCUGAGAGAUUCUCAAAAGAGCGUAAAGCAAACAUCGUGCCGUAUACCUACAUGCCUUUCGGAAACGGGCCCAGGCAUUGUAUCGGUUCCCGUUUCGCAGUUUUAGCUGCCAAGGUGUUUUUAACGAAAUUUCUUCGCAUGUACAAGACGAAAGCUCUUGUGGAAUCAACUCGACUGUCCCCAAGAGCCUUCAUACUACGCCCCGCGGAUGGAUACAAACUAAUAGUUGAAUCUAGACAUAAAGAAUAG
Messenger RNA from Arctia plantaginis, 1482 nucleotides. The record is from the annotation of a GenBank genome assembly. NCBI's taxonomy places the organism in Eukaryota, Metazoa, Arthropoda, Insecta, Lepidoptera, Erebidae.